CUCGCGGAGUCGAGUGAGGCUGCGGGGCCGAGCGGGAUGUGGGGAGGACGCUGAUUGCCGGCAGACUGGGGAGGGGGGAAGUGACCGCUUCUUCCACUGUCCGCCACGGAUACUUGGAGCGGCGGGAGGAGGAAGGGCUGGGCGCGGAUUAGCCCGGCGGAGGCCAGGCGUUGUUAUCUGUGAUAAUUAAUCGGGGGAGGCCCGGCUCUCGUACCCUUGGUGUGAGGUUGCUCUGGCCCCGGGCGGAUGCCGAGGUGCGGGACAGCCUCCGCCGCUUCCUUCGCGGUUUGAAGUUGUGUUGCUGUCCUUCCGCUCACUCGCUCGAUCUCCCUCUGGCCGCGUCCCGUUCCCCUGUCAGCCAUCUACUAUGGCCGUCUCUCGCUCCACCAGCUGUUGUUCCUCGUUCUCCAGCGGCCAGACAAACCCAUUGUACUACUGGACUCGGAUAUUGGCUUUCAUUGUUCUCGUCUUAAUCGGAAGCACUGUUCUGGGACAAAAGUAUGGAUUGGCAAAUACGCAAGUUUCCGAUAUCUCCACUGCUUGUGGUGAUGUACCAGAACAGCUCAGGGCACCAAAUGGAAUAAUUACAAGUCCAGGUUGGCCUUUUAACUAUCCAACUGGAACUAACUGCAGUUGGUAUAUCCAAGGCAAUCGAGAGGAAAUCAUCACCAUCAGUUUUCAGGAAUUUGAUAUACAGACCUCAGCUUGGUGUAGUUCAGACUGGCUAACUAUAGGAACACGUAAAAGCAUCGAAGGAAUUCGGGUGUGUGGUUCCUCUAUUCCAGCACCAUUUAUUUCUUCAAAAGGCCAUGUCUGGAUUGAGUUUCAUUCAGAUGACCGAUACACUGGAAAAGGCUUCAGGCUCUCUUAUGUAAUAGGAAGGUCUGUGGAGGCAAGCUGUAACUGGGACCAGUUCCACUGCAGUAAUGGAAAAUGUAUCCCAGAUACUUGGAAAUGCAACUCCAUGGAUGAGUGUGGAGAUAAUUCUGAUGAAGAAUUUUGUGAGCGGUCAAUGCCUCCUACUGAUUUCCCAUUUCAGCCUUGCACUUAUGAUCAGUUCCAGUGUCUUUCCCGAUAUACAGCAUCUUAUACAUGUUUACCUGAGUCCCUGCGAUGCGAUGGAAAUAUUGACUGCCUUGAUUUGGAAGAUGAAAUAGAUUGUGAUGCCCCUAGUUGUGGUGAAUGGCUAAGAAACUUUUAUGGCACAUUUAAUUCUCCAAAUUAUCCUGCCUUUUAUCCUCCUGGAAGCAACUGUACAUGGCUAAUAGAUACAGGAGACCGACGUAAAGUUAUUUUGCGCAUUAAUGAUUUGAAGCUGGAUGGCAUAGGCUAUGGGGAUUAUAUAAAAGUGUACGAUGGUCUGGAGGAAAAUUCACACAAAUUGCUUCGUGUUCUAACGCCCUUUGAUUCCCGGACACCAAUAACGGUUAUCUCCUCUUCGGGUCAAGUUCGGAUACAUUUCCAUGCUGACAAAGUGAAUGCAGCUAGAGGUUUUAAUGCCACCUACCAAGUUGAGGGAUUUUGCCUUCCAUGGGAAAUCCCCUGCGGAGGUAAUUGGGGUUGCUAUUUUGAACAGCAGCGCUGUGAUGGUUAUUGGCACUGCCCAAAUGGACGAGACGAACACAACUGCAGCUCAUGCCAGAAGGACGAAUUCCCCUGUUCCCGCAGUGGUGUGUGCUACCCUCUAGCUGACCGUUGUAAUUACCAGAAUCAUUGCCCAAAUGGCUCUGAUGAGAAGAACUGUUUCUUUUGCCAACCUGGUAAUUUUCACUGCAAGAAUAACCGUUGUGUUUUUGAGAGUUGGGUGUGCGACGCACAGGACGACUGUGGUGAUGGCAGUGAUGAAGAAAACUGUCCUGUGAUUAUCCCCACCAGAGUUAUAACUGCAGCAGUCAUUGGAAGUUUAAUCUGUGGGUUGCUGCUUGUGAUUGCUCUAGGAUGUACCUGCAAACUUUACUCUCUCAGAAUGUUUGAACGCAGGUCUUUUGAAACCCAUUUAUCAAGAGUUGAAGCAGAACUGCUACGAAGGGAGGCUCCACCCUCCUAUGGUCAGUUGAUUGCACAAGGCUUGAUUCCUCCAGUGGAAGAUUUCCCAGUGUGUUCAUCAAGUCAGGCAUCCAUUUUGGAAAACCUCCGAUUAGCAGUAAGGUCACAACUUGGACUAACCUCCAUUCGAUCUUCUACCUCUAGUAGUCGAUCUAACUUAUGGAAUCGCAUCUUCAGUUUUACAAGAUCCAGGAAUUCGGGGUCUCUAGCACUUGUGUCAACAGAUAGAGAUGAUCCUACCGGUGAGCAAAAUGUUACAAGGGAAUCAGAAAGUCUACACCGUAGACUUAUGACAUUUGAAUCUGAUGAUGCAGAUCGAGACAGUGAGCGGAGAGAUAUACCUGGUGCUGUUGGUGGGCUUGUCGUCCCUCUACCUCAAAAGGUUGCACCCACCACAGCAGUAGAAGUUGUUGUAGGAGCAAGUGGAAUUUCAUCUGGUUACCAUAUAAAUACGGCUGCAGAAGUACCUACCUCACAAUUGGAAACCUCAGAGCAGCCCAGCAUUAGUCCAGCGAGACAGCAGUUGACCAGUGCACUGAGCAGAGUGACUCAGAGUUUGCGAUGGAUGAGGUUUUCCAUUGGGAGAUCAAGUUCAUCUCGUCAGAACCAGAGUCCCUUGCGACAACUUGAUACUAGAGUCAAUGGAAGAGAAGAUGACGACGACGAUGAUGAUGUUGAAUUAUUAAUUCCAAUUUCUGAUGCAGCAUCAGACAUUGACAUGAGGGGCUGUUGCAGACCUGUUGGUGAGCCAAGCCCUGGAAGGGUGCAAGGAAUCAGGCAGCACUCUGCUUUAAUACCUGAUAGAGAACAGUCUAGCAGUAGAGACGGGCCUUGUGAGCACUGUGGGAUUGUACAUACGGCCCAGGUACCCGAUGCGUGUCUGGAAGCAACGCUGAAGAAUGAAGUCAGUGAUGAUGAAUCUUUGCUUGUCUGCUAGCUGUGCAAUACAAUGAGUACUAAUUUUAUUUAUGCUCCUGACGGUACUGUGCAUCUUGUGACUUUUAAGUUUUUUUGGUACUUGAAACCAAAUUUGUGUGACUGUCAGAUACAAUAUUUAUUACAGUUUAUUUUGGUUUAUGGGAGACAAUGCAUGUUUCAUUCAAUUUUUUGACUUUUUUUCUUAUACAUUUAGGAUAUGUGUUAAAUUUAUUUUAAUGUGUAGAAUGAAACUAAAUUAUAACUCAUUUCUGUAUUAACAUUUUUCCUAGCUAUUUCUAAAAAUAUUGCCUAUUUAUUUAUUGCUUUUUCACAAAUUGCAUGUUUUAUGAUUUCUAACAAAUAUGCUGAAAAUUGAAUCUGGAACAUGAAAAGUAAUGUAACAAAUAAAAAUCCACUUUUACAGA
Hypanus sabinus (Atlantic stingray) is the source of this 3389-nucleotide messenger RNA. RefSeq names its product low density lipoprotein receptor-related protein 12 (gene lrp12). Gene Ontology annotation, cellular component: plasma membrane. The transcript is spliced from 7 exons. The coding region runs from base 368 to 2983 and encodes 871 amino acids. The record is from RefSeq and is a predicted model, not a curated record. Lineage: Eukaryota; Metazoa; Chordata; Chondrichthyes; Myliobatiformes; Dasyatidae. Gene Ontology annotation, molecular function: low-density lipoprotein particle receptor activity; protein binding.